Messenger RNA from Lampris incognitus (smalleye Pacific opah), 3115 nucleotides. RefSeq names its product 52 kDa repressor of the inhibitor of the protein kinase-like. The transcript is spliced from 5 exons. NCBI's taxonomy places the organism in Eukaryota, Metazoa, Chordata, Actinopteri, Lampriformes, Lampridae. Bases 265 to 2679 code for a protein of 804 amino acids. The record is from RefSeq and is a predicted model, not a curated record.
GGCGACGCGCUAUCUAUUUUGAACGCGCGAAGUUGCGCACGGCUGGCGGAGUGUUUUGGCAGUAUUUGUUGUCCCCCGCGGCGUGUGGCGCGGCGCGUGUGUGGCGCGUGUGGUACCGGGCAGCUGGCGCUCCGCAGAUAGAGCCGUGUGAUGACGCAGCCCGCCCGGAUUUCCUGAACAGAACUCGGGUCAACGGGCGGCUUUCAAGUUCGCGGAUACCGUACCUUAGCUAACGUUAGCUAGCGUUAGCCCGCGCGUUGAAGAAUGCCCAAUUUUUGCGCGGCGCCAAACUGCACCAGGAAGAGCACCCAGUCGGACUUGGCGUUUUUCCGCUUUCCGAGGGAUCCGGAACGAUGCCGAAUCUGGGUAGAGAACUGCCGGCGGGCAGAUCUUGAGGCAAAAACAUCAGACCAACUCAACAAGCACUACAGAUUGUGUGCUAAACACUUUGACCCUGCGAUGGUGUGCAGAACUAGCCCCUAUAGAACAGUAUUGAAGGAUACAGCUAUCCCAACCAUAUUUGACUUGACAAGUCACCUAAGAAAUCCCCACACGCGACAUCGCAAGCGAAUUAAAGAACUGACUGAAGAAGAUGUACGGAAAAUUAAGGAAAGGAGAUUGGCAUCUUCAAUUGAACAGUUGAUUUCAAAAAAAGACACAACUGCUGAAGAUGGAAACAAUGAGGAUGAACCACAGCUUUCUACCGAGGAAAGAGAAUUCCGUGAUUACCUGAGGUCCCUGUUUGAGGUUGUUGUCAUGAUGGGUAAGCAGAACAUCCCACUGGUGACAAACAAGUCACCUGAGACUCCACAUGACAAUGGUAAUUUCCAGGCCCUUCUGCAUUACCGCAUGAAUGCCGGAGAUGCUGCCUUGAGGAAGCGGUUUGAGGCUACAGCUGUAAACGCAGAGUACCUCUCGGUGGUUCAACAGAGCCAGCUGCUGGACAUCUGUGAGAACACAGUGAGAGAGGAGAUACUCAUGGAGGUGAGGGAGAGUCGCUUUUUCUCUCUGGUCACGGGUGACCCGGUUGAAUUUGCAGAUGAGAAACUCCUACCUCUGUUCUUGCGCUUUGUGAACCAGCGCAAUGUCCUUAGGGAGGAACUUUUGGACUUCGUGUCGUUCGAAAGCGAUGAGGCCUCCCUGGUUGAGCGGCUGGAGGCCCAGCUGACGGAACGUUGGGGGCUGAGUAUGGAGGACUGUCGCGGACAGGCCCACAAGGCCACCGGGACCUCUGCCACCAAAAUGAAAGCUGUGGCAGUGAUACUGAUGGAGAAGUACCCCCUCGCGCUCCACUUGCCUUGCUCUACUACUGCGCUGAACAUCCAUCUUGCCAACAGUCUGCCUUUCCCCAGCAUCCAGAUAGUCAUGGAAACCGUCAGGAAGAUAAGCAUUUUCUUUGGGAAGUUUGCCACUCAGGCCGAGCUACAGAAAUCUAUCUCCGCGUACUUCGAAGAAGAUGAUGUAAAAGGAACUGCGCUGAAACGAGCAUGCAGCUCAAACUGGACAGAACAACACAACGUCUUUGAUCUGAUGGUAGACAUGCUGCAGUCCCUGUUGCUUUGCAUGGACAGCGUCUGGCACAAUGAAAAUGCAACAUUUACUGCCGAAGCUGCAGCAGAUGCUUAUUCAAUAACAGAAACCCUGGCUGACUUUGAGAUGAUAGUUACCAUUGUUAUCUUAAAGAAUGCCCUCUCAUACACCAGAGCCUUUGGCAGGAACCUCCAGGGAGAGACACUUGAUGUGUUUUUUUCUGCCAACAGCCUAAUGGCUGUUCUGCAUUCACUGAAUGAGGUCAUUGAUAACAUUGAUGUCUAUCAUGAAUUCUGGUUUGAGGAGGCUGUGAAUUUGGCAGCUGCAUUGGACAUUCCAGUAAGUGUACCCAGGCUAUUUGUUAGGAAACAGCGUGCAGCCGAUAUGAGUGAAAUCCAAGCAGAGGCAUACUUUAAAGAAUAUGUGACCAUCCCUGUGGUUCGUGGUAUCAUCCAAGAGGUUGAGGACAUCUUCUCUGACACCAACCUUAAAGCCCUCAAAUGCCUGUCGUUGGUCCCUGCCGUCAUGGGUCAAAUGAAGUUCAACACGUCUGAAGAGAACUGUGCAGACUUUUAUCAGAGUGACCUACCCAACCCAGACACUCUUCCUGCCGAACUGCACUGCUGGAGGAUCAAGUGGAAGCACAGGGGCAAAGAGGUGCGAUUGCCUGCAACUAUCCACGAGACCCUUCAGCUUCCAGAUGUGAAGUUCUUUCCAAACGUGAACUCCUUCCUCAAGGUUCUCUCCACCUUACCAGUACUGAAGCUGGAGGACGGCAACUCUGAGAUGGCAAACAACCGGCUGCAGGCUUACCUUGACGGCACGCCUGUCAGGUACCGCAGCAAGAGCCUGGCCGUGCUCAGUGUAAAUGCCAAUAUCAAGCAUGACCUUGAUGUCAUGGUGGACAAAUACUGCAGAAUGUACCUAGAGGAUGAGCCUGAGCCUGAGCCUGAGCCUGAGCCUGAGCCUGAGCCUGAGCCUGAGCCUGAGCCUGAGCCCGAGCCCGAGCCCGAGCCCGAGCCUGAACCUGAGCCUGAACCCGAACCCGAGCCUGAGUCCGAGUCCGAGCCCGGACCUGAUGUUGAGGUGAAACCUGAAAUUAAAACUGAAUCUAUGUCUGUGGUUGAGGAAGAUGUUGCGAUGACAUGAUAUGACACACAUCAAGCCUGAUAAUUGUCAGUCGGCAGGACAAUUUCAGUCUCUUGAGUCCCGGGCAACUUUGUCAGUAUCUUGAUUUUAGAUGGAAGUUAAUUGAAUCAACUUCACAUGAUUUCCAAAAAAGAAAAAAAAAUUACUAUUGGCUAAUUAUGUGUAAAUACUGGUACUAUAGAGUAAUUCACUUUGAUUCAAAGUAAUUUUGUUACUUAACAAAAUGUGCAGAAUAGGAAUGUGCCCUUUUAUAAUCGACACCUGAGAAGGAUUGUACACAUGGUCUAUUAAUUUGUCCUCAUUCUUGGUUACACUGUUUAAUGCGUAGAAAGUAAAGCCACUGAUGUCCAUGUUUAUAACAAAUGCAUUUUCUAGCCUCAUUUUGUAUGACUGGUAAGGUUUCUUCCUUUUUCUUGAUAUUAAAUGUUUUUCCCCA